CAAAUAUCUCUCCCACACAUCCAAAUAUCAUUAGCAAUCUACUUUCUUCUUGCUUUUAGUUGCAGAAUCAAUCUCUCAUUCCUUCUCUCUCUAUCUCUCUCUCUAAAGAUGCUUACUUUAAAUCUUCUUCCAACCUCAAGUGUCACUUUCUCCAUAUCUGGUUACAAGUAUCCAAUUAAUAAUUCACUUUUGUGUCCAAAACUUGUGAACAGGAAUCAAAACCAGAGAACCCCACAUGUUCCAUCUCUUCCACUCACUAAACACAUCUCUCAUCUUAAUGAACCUAGGUGGUUGAGUUCAAGCUUCACCAAUAUCCAUGGCCGCUCACUUGGGUCUUCUUCAAAUCCCGCAUCUCAUAUCUCCUAUCCCAACAUUUUUGGACACCAAGUUGGAUUUUCUUCAAAACCCACUUCUAAUAUCCCUCAAGCAGCAUCUGGAACCCCACAAGAAGCAAACCCGGAUGGAAAAAUUGAGGUUUCAAAGCCCAACAAAUCCCUCCAACUUGCUGUCAUUUUUGGCCUCUGGUACUUCCAAAACAUUGUGUUCAAUGUCUACAAUAAGAAGGUAUUGAACAUCUUCUCAUUCCCAUGGUUUCUUGCCUCUUUUCAGCUCUUUUGUGGGUCUCUCUGGAUGCUCAUUCUUUGGUCUUUCAAGCUCCAACCAUGCCCAAAAAUCUCCAAAUCAUUCAUCAUUGCCCUUCUUGGACCUGCACUAUUCCACACAAUUGGCCACAUCUCAGCCUGUGUCUCAUUCUCUAAGGUGGCUGUUUCUUUCACCCAUGUAAUCAAAUCUGCAGAACCUGUUUUCUCUGUCAUGUUUUCAUCAUUCCUUGGCGAUACAUACCCAUUAACUAUUUGGCUCUCAAUCAUCCCCAUUGUUAUGGGUUGUUCUCUAGCUGCCAUCACUGAAGUUUCCUUCAACUUUGCAGGCCUAUGGGGGGCUUUAAUUAGUAAUGUGGGAUUUGUUCUUCGCAAUAUUUAUUCUAAAAAAAGUUUGCAGAGCUUUAAGGAAGUAAAUGGGUUGAAUUUGUAUGGUUGGAUUACUAUAAUUUCAUUGCUAUAUCUAUUUCCUGUGGCAGUUUUUGUUGAAGGGUCUCAAUGGAUUGCAGGGUAUCAUAGUGCUAUCGAAACUAUAGGAAAAUCAUCCACAUUUUAUAUUUGGGUGAUAUUGUCUGGGGUGUUUUACCAUCUCUAUAACCAAUCAUCUUACCAAGCACUUGAUGAGAUUAGCCCCUUGACAUUCUCUGUGGGAAACACAAUGAAGCGGGUUGUGGUGAUUAUCUCCACUGUCUUGGUUUUCAGGAAUCCGGUUAGGCCUUUGAAUGCGCUUGGAUCUGCCAUUGCAAUAUUUGGGACUUUCUUGUACUCUCAAGCCACGGCUAAGAAGUCAAAGAAAGAUGGAGGUGAAAAGAAGAGCUAAAGCGAUCUCAUUUUUCAGUUAUUUAUGUAUUGGAUAUAAUAUCGCCUUUUGGAUCCCUUUAUGGAAAUUCCUUUGUUUUGGUGUUUUCUUUUUCCAUCAUAAUGUGUUAGCUGUUUGUUUUUUUUUGGCAUAUCUUCAUGGAAUGUGAGUAACAAUAACAUAACUACUUUUGGAUAUAAGAAUGUUGGCAUAGUGUUGCUUUGGGAUCAGAUUGGUACGUUCAUCGCUCAAUGGUAUCUUUAGAUUAACAUGUGGAUGAAAAAUUGGUUGAAAGGUGAAGAAAGGUUCAUGAGUGUACCUAUUAAAGGGUAAAUCAGUUGACAAUGAGCAUCUAAAUAUUUUCUCAGUCUCUUGAUACAGCACAAAGAUUGUUGAUG
Molecule: messenger RNA, 1796 nt
Organism: Ilex paraguariensis (yerba mate)
Lineage: Eukaryota; Viridiplantae; Streptophyta; Magnoliopsida; Aquifoliales; Aquifoliaceae
Source: the annotation of a GenBank genome assembly